Molecule: messenger RNA, 829 nt
Organism: Cyprinodon tularosa
Lineage: Eukaryota; Metazoa; Chordata; Actinopteri; Cyprinodontiformes; Cyprinodontidae
Gene: plaat1l
Product: phospholipase A and acyltransferase 1-like
Exons: 5
Coding region: 285-743 (152 amino acids)
Biological process (GO): N-acylphosphatidylethanolamine metabolic process
Cellular component (GO): cytoplasm
Molecular function (GO): A2-type glycerophospholipase activity; glycerophospholipid phospholipase A1 activity
Source: RefSeq, a predicted model, not a curated record
GAGAUCUAAGGUUUUCCAUGGAGAAGGAAUCCGGUUAGAACCACCAAAGGGAUCCAGAAGCCAAGUGGAGCCUGGAAGUUUUCUCUAAAGAGGCGACCAGAGGAGGAUCAGGCUAUUCUUCUCCUGGAGGUGUAAUUUGAGAGCGCUCAGUGGACCAUAGCAGACUUCUGCACACAUUCAUCACAUGGGUGAGUUUGGUAUGUAAAGCAGCAGGGGUUCCUGUGUGACUGCGGUGGGGUUUCUUUUAGAUCAGGAGGACGAAGCUGCGGAGAACAUCGACAGACAUGGGCACGACCAAUUCCCGUCCGAAGCUUUACCCAGGAGACAUCGUGGAAUAUCCCAGGAACAAAUACUUUUCCCACUUUGGAAUAUACUUUGGGGAGAGGGACGGUGUUCCCUAUGUGGCUCACCUGACAAGCAGAGAUGCUGACACAAAGAUCCCGCUGUACGGCCGAGCUCUGAGGUCAGAGAUCAAACUGGACCCUCUAGAGAUGCUGGGGACGAAAUACAAGGUCAGCAACAUGCUGGACGGCACACACUCCCCCAGAGACUUCCACUCCGUGGUGAAGCCGGCCAUCGAGGACAUGAUGGGCCGAGAGGUGACCUUUGACAUCCUGUUUCACAACAGCGAGCACCAGGCGACGCUGUUCCGAUACGGAGUGAAGAGAUCUCAGCAGAUUGAGAUCAUCUAUGAGUACAUCAUGCCGUCCUGGGAGAAGCUGUUCCAGGAGAAGAAGCUGUGAGGGAAGCUGUUCUCCCAGAUCGCCACCAGAGGGAGCCCUCAUCCUGCUUCUCCUAAAGACUUUGAGUUUUAGAGGAAAAAUUGUUA